Paramecium pentaurelia is the source of this 888-nucleotide messenger RNA. The record is from the annotation of a GenBank genome assembly. Lineage: Eukaryota; Ciliophora; Oligohymenophorea; Peniculida; Parameciidae.
UAAUGUACAAUUCAAGAUCCUAAGUCUCAUGUAUUCAAUUGUAUUAACUAUUUUUAGAUCCUUAAGCAUCACCUUCAAGUGGAAGAAUUCAAAAGAUCUCAGAGAAAUUAUCUACAAUUUAAAUUGGAGUAGAAAAUGAAAGAUUUCAAAAACUUGAAUAAGCUGAAUAAAGAAUUUAAUAAGCUGAAGAUGCUUUCAAUGAAUUCUAAGAAUAGAUCUUUACUAAAUUGAAUGGAUUAAGAGAUUAAGUAAUUUAUUUAUACUUAUUAUUGUUUAGUUAGGAAAAUUAUAAAAAUAAGUAGAAGAAGAUAAAUUGGCUAAGGAAUAAGCUAAUGAAACUAAAAAUAGAGAAGUACAAGCAUUAGAAAAGAAAUUUGAAAAUGCUAUUUUAAAUGAAACCUAAACAAGAAAAGAAGGAGAAACUAAAGUAUUAAGAUUAUUGGAAGAUAAAACAGCAUUAUUGAGAACUGAAGUCUAAAAGGAAACUGCAGCAAGAGUUGAUUCUAUUGAAGGAAUUCAUUAAGGAUUAUAAAAUGAUUUACCUAAAAUUUAAGAGGCUAUUAGAAAUGAAGCCAAUGAAAGAGAUGAAUCAGAUUAAAAUGUAAGUAUAUUUAUAUUAACAUUUAGGUUAUGAAAUCCAUUACUGAUGAAUUAGUAAAGUUAAGUAAUCUAAUCAAUGUUGAAAAAAGAAAUAGAGAUGAAAGUGAAUAAUCCAUAUUUGAAAUGCUUAAAGAUAUUGUUAAUAGAGUCAAAGUAGAAUUAGAUUAAGAAAAGAAAACAAGGUAUAUUAAUCAAAUAAUAAAUUAAUAGAGAAUAAUCUGAAGAACAUUUAUUAAGUUUGCUAGAAGAUACUUGUAAUAAACUCAGUAUUGCAGCAAAUCUAUGAUA